Marasmius oreades (fairy-ring Marasmius) is the source of this 1307-nucleotide messenger RNA. RefSeq lists its product as uncharacterized. Gene Ontology annotation, molecular function: dimethylallyltranstransferase activity; (2E,6E)-farnesyl diphosphate synthase activity. Gene Ontology annotation, cellular component: cytoplasm. Gene Ontology annotation, biological process: trans, trans-farnesyl diphosphate biosynthetic process. The transcript has 4 exons. The record is from RefSeq and is a predicted model, not a curated record. The coding region runs from base 138 to 1307 and encodes 389 amino acids. NCBI's taxonomy places the organism in Eukaryota, Fungi, Basidiomycota, Agaricomycetes, Agaricales, Marasmiaceae.
AUUUUCUUCUUCCUACAUCCCUUGUCUUUCUCCCGAGAAGCAGCGGACCUUUGUUUAUCGUAGGUUAUAAAAGGGUACUCAACCAGCCUUUCAAGUUCUUUACCUCAGUCCUUCACCAUCACCAUCGACAAAUCACCAUGUCCGACAAGGCUGCACGACGCGCAAGAUUUGAGAAUAUAUGGAGCGUCAUUCGCGAUGAGCUGGUGGAGCAUUUCAAGAGCCAUGGUAUGCCCCAGGAAGCAGUCGAUUGGUAUUCCAGGAAUCUGGACUACAAUGUUCCCGGUGGCAAAUUGAACCGUGGAAUGUCCGUCGUCGACACUGCUGAAAUACUCAGAGGUCGUCCGCUCACAGAACACGAAUAUCUCCGAGCUGCGGUUCUUGGAUGGGGUGUCGAACUUCUUCAAGCAUUUUUCCUCGUCUCAGAUGAUUUGAUGGAUUCCUCCGUAACUCGUCGGGGUCAACCGUGUUGGUAUCGUGUUGAGAAACCUCACAAAGUCGGAAUGGUCGCCAUCAAUGACUCCUUCAUGCUCGAGGCAGCCAUCUACUAUCUUUUGAAAAAACAUUUCAGGCAAGAACCCUAUUAUGUCGAACUGUUCGAACUCCUUCAAGAAGUAACCCAUUUCACCGAGAUGGGUCAACUAAUCGAUCUCAUUACUGCCCCUGAAGGGCACGUCGAUUUGAAUAAUUUCUCCUUAAAAAAACACUCCCUCAUCGUGAUCUACAAAACUGCCUUUUACUCCUUCUACCUCCCCGUUGCUCUCGCCAUGCGUAUGUGUGGCGUCCCGGAAUCUUACAAUGACUCAUCUACCGGAUCAACCAUCAAAUCCUACGAAGUAGCCAAAUCCAUCCUUAUCCCUCUUGGCGAAUACUUCCAAAUCCAGGACGAUUUCCUUGAUUUCGCCGGUACCCCAUCUCAAAUAGGUAAAGUCGGAACGGACAUUGUCGACAACAAAUGCUCGUGGGUUGUCAAUACGGCUUUGGCUAUUGCUACCCCUGAGCAACGCAAAAUUCUUGAGGACAAUUAUGGUGUUAAGCCGAAUGAGGAGGAGAAGGCCAAAGCUCGCACGAUGGCUGGAAGUAAGAAUGGGGAGGAACAGGGGUAUUUGGGGGAAGCAGAAAAGAGGGUCAAAGCUGUGUUUGAGGAAAUGGGGAUCCGUGAAAAGUAUAGGGAAUUGGAGGAGGAACGCUACAGACAGCUCACCAGUAUGAUCAACGCCAUUCCUGAGGCACCCCAGGGUCAGGAGGGCGUGUUGAGGAGAGAGGUGUUCACGAGUUUCCUCAAUAAGGUCUAUCGCCGUCAAAAGUAA